AAAAAUUGAGUUUAACCCCAUUUAUACGAAUUAUAUUACUAUCAUAAUUAUUAUUAACUGUUUAUUGUCAUAACCUGUCGUAUAACCCAUAUCUUCUCAUAGUAUAAAUAGACCAGGAAUCUCCCCUCGCUUCCAACCCAUCUCAUUCAAGCAAUCAACAUAAUUAAACACCAGUUACUCCAACCAUGACAGUUUAUAUAGUUGCUGCAAAAAGAUCACCUAUUGGUUCAUUCCAAGGUUCAUUAUCAUCAUUAUCAUCAGUUGAAUUAGGUACCACCUUAGUUAAACAAUUCAUCCAUGAUUUAAACUUACCCUCUGAUUUCACUAUUGAUGAAUGUUUCUGGGGUUCAGCUUUACAAGCUAAUUUAGGACAAAACGUCAGUCGUCAAAUCGUCAUUAAUGCUGGUUUAAAUCCUGGUAUUAUUUCUACUACCAUUAAUAAAGUUUGUGCAUCAAGUAUGAAAGCUACCAUUUGUGGAAUCCAAUCGAUUUUAUUAGGUGAUAGUGAAGUUGUAUUAGUUGGUGGAAGUGAAUCAAUGUCAAAUGUUCCUUAUUAUGUUAAUGGGGGCAAUAUUAGACGAGGGGAAGUGAAAUAUGGUAAUAUUAAUUUGAUUGAUGGAUUACAAUUUGAUGGAUUAACUAAUGUUUUCGAACCUGAAUUAUUAAUGGGUCAUUCAGCAGAGAAGACCGCUAAAGAAUUUUCGAUUUCAAGAUUGGAUCAAGAUGAAUAUGCUAUAAAUUGUUAUGAAACAGCCAUUCAAUCAUAUAAAGAUCAUAAAUUUGAUUCUGAAAUCAUUCCUAUUGAAAUCAAAACUAGAAAAGGUUCAUCCAUCAUUAAUAAAGAUGAAGAUUUAAAUAAAUAUAAUCGGGACAAAUUAAAAACCGUCAAACCAGCAUUCAUCCCCGAUGGAACCGUCACUGCCGCAAAUUCACCUUCAUUCAAUGAUGGUGCCGCUGUCUUACUCUUAGUAAAUGAACAAGCAUUACAUAAAUAUGGAUUAACCGCCAUUGCCAAAGUUAGAAGUUAUGGAGAAGCUGAACGUGAUCCCAUUGAUUUCACUAUUGCUCCUUCAUUAGCCAUUACGAAAGCAUUAAAUAAAAUCAAUACUACUAUUGAUGAUAUUGAUUAUUUUGAAAUUAAUGAAGCAUUUUCAGUAGUUGGUAUUGCUAAUGCUAAACUUUUAAAUAUCCCCCAUGAAAAAUUAAACGUUUAUGGUGGUUCAGUUGCAUUAGGUCAUCCAUUAGGAGCAUCAGGAGCAAGAAUCUUAACUACUCUUGUUAAUAUCUUAACUCAUGAAUCAACUACUUCAAAAUUAGGCGUAGCAGGUAUUUGUAAUGGUGGAGGAGGAGCCUCAGCCAUUGUUAUUGAAAAAGUUUAAUCAGAAUAAAUGUUUUAUAUAUUU
Messenger RNA from Scheffersomyces coipomensis, 1403 nucleotides. RefSeq names its product acetyl-CoA acetyltransferase ia. NCBI's taxonomy places the organism in Eukaryota, Fungi, Ascomycota, Pichiomycetes, Serinales, Debaryomycetaceae. The coding region runs from base 186 to 1379 and encodes 397 amino acids. Gene Ontology annotation, biological process: fatty acid beta-oxidation; ergosterol biosynthetic process. The record is from RefSeq and is a predicted model, not a curated record. Gene Ontology annotation, molecular function: acetyl-CoA C-acetyltransferase activity. Gene Ontology annotation, cellular component: mitochondrion. The transcript has a single exon.